AUAGUAGACGAGCGAUACGAUCGCCGCCGGUGUCACUCCUGGCAAGCGUUUGGCCGCAAAUAUCUACAUAUAUAUAGCCGUCAUCAAAGAUCGGUAUUACUAAAUAAAUUGUUGGUUAAUACACAGUAUGUAUAUAUAUCUGUGAACAUAUGUUUCAUUUGUUGAAAGACAGACACUAUUGAUGUCGUAUAUACAACAACACAAAAGAUAUCAAUUUAUAAAUGAGUUAUCAAUUAUUGACAAAUAAUAAUAUUGAAAUAAUGGGCGGACGAACAUUGAGACGAUACCUAUUGAUGGGACUGUUAUGUUUGGUUACUAUUGGACUCAUCUAUCAGUUUACAUCACCCGCUUGUUUUGUAUCACAUUCAUCGGCAUCGCAAUGGAUUGGACCCGAGCGAUUUGUUAUGAGCAAAGAUGAGAGUCAAAAGUUUGUAUAUAAUCGAUAUAUGCCUCUCAUAUUCAUUGGAGGAAUGCCUAGAAGUGGUACAACACUGUUGAGAGUACUUCUCGACGCACAUCCAGAUAUCCGAUGCGGGGAAGAGACUCGUGUCAUACCCCGACUGCUGGGUCUUCGUCAGACUUGGCUGAAGGCCCCCUUCGAGUCGCGUCGACUACAGGAGGCGGGCAUCACAUCGGAAGUCCUAGACUCAGCUGUCGGUGCUUUCAUAUUGGAGAUUAUUGCCAAACACGGUACGCCAGCUGCCCGACUCUGCAACAAAGAUCCAUUUACGCUGCGGUCAGCCGUUUAUCUCAGAUACCUGUUUCCUAAGUCGAAGUUUAUUUUUAUGAUAAGAGACGGUCGAGCAGUGGUUCACUCGAUUAUUAGCAGAAAAGUUACAAUUUCAGGCUUUGAUCUAAAAGACUUUCGUCAGUGCCUUAAGAAGUGGAACGCAGCCAUGUCUGCAAUGCACUAUCAAUGCCAAGAGUUGGGCCCCACUGUCUGUUUGCCCGUACAUUACGAACAAUUAGUUUUGCAGCCAAACAAAUGGUUGCAUAAUAUCUUGAAUUUUUUGGACGUUCCCUGGAAUGAGUCGGUUCUACAUCACGAACAACUGGUCAACAGAAAAGACGGAAUCUCUCUAUCAAAAUUGGAGCGAUCGACAGAUCAAGUAAUCAAACCGAUAAAUAUCGAAGCGCUGAGCAAAUGGGUCGGACAGAUACCCGACGAUGUGGUCAAAGAUAUGAACGAAGUGGCACCGAUGCUGGCAAUGUUGGGCUACGAUCCGGCCGCUAAUCCUCCCAACUAUGGAAGCGCCGAUCUAUUAGUUAAACAAAAUAUGGAACAAUUGAACCGAAACAAAGAGGACUGGGAUGCAAAACAACAGCACUUGCAGUCAGUUAGGGAAUCGAUACGCAAUUCACUUGUCAAACAAAAAGCUAAUAAUAAUAAUGAUAAUAAUAAUGACAAUAAUGUCAUUGAUAUGAUACCACAAAGUAAUGAUUUGGACAAAACUUUGAGUCCUCUACAAAGUAUUACAUGAUUUUCGUUAAGUAAAUGGUGUGUGCGCUGAGUAUAACAUCAUUUGGACAUUAAUUAAAAUAAAAGAUGAACUUAAUAUUGAUAACAAUAAUAAUAAUGACGAUAAUAAUGAUAAUAAUAAUAAAUAA
Molecule: messenger RNA, 1608 nt
Organism: Oppia nitens
Lineage: Eukaryota; Metazoa; Arthropoda; Arachnida; Sarcoptiformes; Oppiidae
Gene: Tpst
Product: protein-tyrosine sulfotransferase 1-like
Exons: 6
Coding region: 222-1481 (419 amino acids)
Biological process (GO): peptidyl-tyrosine sulfation
Cellular component (GO): Golgi apparatus
Molecular function (GO): protein-tyrosine sulfotransferase activity
Source: RefSeq, a predicted model, not a curated record